Messenger RNA from Psammomys obesus (fat sand rat), 1608 nucleotides. It is a transcript of the gene Naga, whose product is annotated as alpha-N-acetylgalactosaminidase. Bases 208 to 1608 code for a protein of 466 amino acids. Gene Ontology annotation, molecular function: alpha-galactosidase activity. The record is from RefSeq and is a predicted model, not a curated record. The transcript has 10 exons. Gene Ontology annotation, cellular component: cytoplasm. Lineage: Eukaryota; Metazoa; Chordata; Mammalia; Rodentia; Muridae. Gene Ontology annotation, biological process: glycoside catabolic process; oligosaccharide metabolic process; glycosylceramide catabolic process.
CUGCGAUUUUUGAGGGCCGAGGCGGAGAACCUGGACCCACGCGGGUGUCUGGAGCCUGGCCCCGACCCAUGGCCUCCCUUUUUCCUGGGCUUCCUGGAACCAGUCGCUCUUGGGCACUGGUCUGGCAAAAGUCCUAGACCUACAGUUGGACGUAUAAAGCUGCUGAGAGCAGAUUCGGUUGGGCCCUGAGAUUUGACUCCCAAGGCAAUGUUACAGAAGACAGUGCUCUUCCUGGCCCUGGUGGCACCAGUGCUGCUGCUGGAUAAUGGGCUCCUGCGGACGCCGCCCAUGGGCUGGCUCUCCUGGGAACGCUUCCGCUGCAACAUCAACUGUGAGGAGGACCCAAAGAACUGCAUCAGUGAACGGCUCUUCAUGGAGAUGGCUGACCGGCUGGCCCAGGAUGGGUGGCGGGAUCUUGGCUAUGUAUACCUCAACAUUGAUGACUGCUGGAUUGGUGGGCGUGAUGCCCAAGGCCGCCUGAUGCCUGACCUCAAGCGCUUCCCUCACGGGAUUGCCUUUCUGGCUGACUAUGCUCAUUCCCUGGGUCUGAAGCUAGGCAUCUAUGAAGACUUAGGCAAAAUGACCUGCAUGGGUUACCCUGGCACAACGCUAGACAAAGUGGAGAUGGACGCCAAAACCUUUGCCGAGUGGAAGGUGGACAUGCUGAAGCUAGAUGGCUGUUUCUCAUCUGCCAAAGAGCGCGCAAAGGGCUACCCCAUGAUGGCUGCUGCCCUGAAUGCCACAGGCCGUCCUAUCGCCUUUUCUUGCAGCUGGCCAGCCUACGAAGGGGGCCUACCCCCCAAGGUGAACUACACUCUGAUUGCCAGCAUCUGCAAUCUCUGGCGCAACUAUAACGAUAUCCAGGACUCCUGGAAGAGUGUGCUGUCCAUCCUGGACUGGUUUGUGGAGCACCAGGACAUACUGCAGCCAGUGUCAGGUCCCGGGCGCUGGAAUGACCCAGACAUGCUGCUCGUUGGGAACUUUGGCCUCAGCUUUGAUGAAUCCCGGGCCCAGAUGGCCCUGUGGACAAUACUGGCAGCCCCCCUCUUCAUGUCCACGGACCUGCGUACCAUCUCCCCCCAGAACAUAGACAUUCUGCAGAAUCCACUCAUGAUCAAAAUCAAUCAGGACCCCUUAGGCAUCCAGGGUCGCAGGAUCUUCAAGAGUAAAUCUCAAAUUGAAGUGUUCAAGCGGCCUCUGUCUAACGAUGCCAGCGCCCUGGUCUUCUUCAGCCGCAGGGUAGACAUGCCUUACUUCUUCCAUUGCUCCCUCUUGCAACUGAACUUCCCCAGAUACAGAGUGUAUGAGGUGAGUGUCCCGCUGUACACAGGCCCUGGCCCAGUCCUCUGGCAUCCAGGUGGCCCUGCUUCACAUAUGGUGUCCCCUGUACCUUGGAGCCCUAGAUGGCUCCUGGGGUGGGGAGGGCAGCUAGAGGCACCGAACGCUCGGCACCCAACCGAUGGUGCAAGGGCUGACCCACUCUUCGCACUGCCCUCUUCCCGCGGCCUUCCCUCUGAGGAUGCCCGAGCCCAGCCAGCUGCUCCGCGACGGCGCGCGAACGCGCCCGGGAAGGGCGGGAAAGUCCUCGAUUCGCCGAGCGCUUCCUAG